Vicia faba (fava bean) is the source of this 906-nucleotide messenger RNA. Lineage: Eukaryota; Viridiplantae; Streptophyta; Magnoliopsida; Fabales; Fabaceae. The record is from the annotation of a GenBank genome assembly.
AUGGGUUUGAGAGACAUAGGAGCUUCACUUCCUCCUGGUUUUCGUUUUUAUCCAAGUGAUCAAGAAUUGGUUUGUCACUAUCUUUACAAAAAGAUCACAAAUCAACAAAUUCUUAACCAUUCUUUGCUUGAAAUUGAUCUUCACAUAUGUGAACCAUGGCAACUACCUGAGGUGGCAAAGCUUAAUGCAAAUGAAUGGUACUUUUUUAGCUUUCGAGACCGUAAAUAUGCAACUGGAUAUAGAACAAACAGGGCAACUAUAUCUGGUUAUUGGAAAGCAACUGGGAAAGAUCGUGUUGUGUUGGAUCCAAUGAGUGAAGAAGUUGUAGGGAUGAGGAAGACAUUGGUGUUCUAUAGGAAUAGAGCUCCAAAUGGGAUUAAGACAGGAUGGAUUAUGCAUGAGUUUAGGUUGGAGACACCACACAUGCCUCCUAAGGAGGACUGGGUAUUGUGUAGAGUCUUUCACAAAAGCAAAGAAGACAACAAUUCAAAACUGAACACACAAGAAUUCAUAUAUGAGACAACACCUCCAUCCCUAACUUUGAUGUCAUCAUCUCCAACAAAUUACCAAACCAUCCCUAUUCCCUACAACAGAAUUGAUUCUUUUUCUUCCUCCAUGACAACACUUCAUCAUUUAAAUCCAAACCAAAACAAUAAUUCUUCCAUCAUCAAUAAUCUCCUUCAAUAUUCUCCUCAAGCAAAUAAUAAAAAUAAUAAUAAUAAUAAUAAUAAUAAUAGUACUAUUACUCAAAUUAGUUCCAAAUGUGAUGAUGAAUAUGGAUUCUUGUGGAACAUGGAUUUGGAAGAAAAUAGCUUAGAAGAUGGUGUGGCUUCAAACAUGGACGCAAUAAGAUUCGAGGUUGAUAAUACUAAUAAUAAUAAUAAUGAUAAUAUGGUUUUACUAUAA